This is a messenger RNA of Brassicogethes aeneus, 3604 nucleotides long. The record is from the annotation of a GenBank genome assembly. NCBI's taxonomy places the organism in Eukaryota, Metazoa, Arthropoda, Insecta, Coleoptera, Nitidulidae.
CUACUUUAUCGGCAGAAUAUUUUGGCUCCUGAGAAUUGAACAGAGAUAGAAGAAUAACAUAUACAUAUGUAAUUAGUCACUCCUCUGUGCUAUUGGCAUUUUACAUAAAUAAUAAACACUGCGAAAACAAUAACAAUGCCAAGUAAAUGGAGUCGGAUAAGUUAGGUUAUAGUUAUGGAUUCUGCAACGAAUCACGAAAAAUGCAGAUUGUGUUUAAAGGAAAAAUCAUGUAUGAAAAACAUAUUCGAAUACGGCUUAAAGAAUUCAGACUUAAAUACAAUUGAAUGUGUGUACUGGAUGUUUGGAGUGGAAAUUGAUUGUGAUGAUGGAAAAAGCAAGUACAUUUGUAAUAAAUGUUUAAACCUAAUAGAACUAAUAGCAAAAUAUAGGAAAUUAUUUCAAGAAAAUCAGUUAUUCUGGAAUAACCUUACAUCUUCAAAUGUUCAGAUUUCUUCACCACCCGAACUCACAGUUGAGUCAGUCGAAGAUAACAGUGCACUAUGCAUAGAACCUGAGAUGCCAAAUUUAAGGUCAAUUUACGAAAUUGAUCCAAACUAUUCGUUAAAUAGGGAAAGAUUAUCAAGAGACUCAACUUUAAAGUAUGUACGGGUCCCAAUACAAUCGUUAAGCUACUUGCAACCUUUCGUAGAACUAGACUCAUUAGAAAAAAUUAAAGAAUACGAACAAAUCACAAAGAUUACUUACAAAAAGAUUAAAAAAACAACUAUUGAAAAAGUUAAAGAAAAUUAUUUGAAUGUAAAGUAUGCAACAAAGACUGAUAACGUAAAAGUUGAUAACCAGAAGUUGGAAGCUUUAAAAGACUAUUAUUACUUAGUGAAUACAAGCUCAAUUAGAGAAUUAAUUCGGGAAAAAUCACACUUUAAUAAUACAGAACAAGUAUUGUCGCAUUACCCAUAUAUUCGCAGAGAAGAAAUAAACGAGAAUAAUUUGUUUACAACCACAGAAAAAAGCGUGUUUGUUUGCGAAUAUUGUAGUGCUUCAUUUACAAUUUUAUAUUACUUGAAACAUCACCUUAGAUAUAAGCAUCGUAAAGCAUUUUCGGCCGAGGAAAAUUCCAAAAACCAUGGUCAAAGAAAACCUCUGGGUGUUAAAAAUAAAGAGAAUACUAUACCGGAUGAAAAUGAAGAUGCUGAUGACGAAGAUGAAGAUAAAAGUUCACCACCCAAAACCUUCAAUAAAAAUAAGUCUCGUAGAAAGGGUAAAAGAACUAGAAAAGUUAUUGAAAGCAGCGAAGAAGAGUGUAUUGAAGCAAAGAAAUAUGAUCAAAUUAAAAAAUUAAAAAAAAAUACCACUAAGGAGUCUGAUAUUAAAGUUAAAGAGACCACCAUCACUAGAAAAGACGACCUUGUAAAUAAUAUAAAAACAAUUGUAAAUAGCGAUGUUAUAAGGGAAAAUGCAAAUAAAACAACAUUAAAAAAUAAUAUUAAAGCCAAAUUUAAAAAAAUUGUAAAUAUUGGUGCUACAGAAAAUAAAAUAAAGCGCGUCAAAGGAAAACAGCAAAGACUGGCAGCUUGGCGUGCCAAUCGAGUUUUAAAUAAAAGUUCCUUGACUAAUUUAAGAAAACGCACUAUGAGGCAUAAUCCAACUGUCUUAAAACCAAGUUCAACUAACAAGUCAGCAACAAAUGAAAAAUUACCUAUUGAUAAGAAAAAUACAAAACCUAACAAUUCAAAUAACUUGAGAAAAACACCGUUAGCAAUCAACGCUAAGAAAAGUAAGGAAGAACAUAGGUCUCUAAAUGAUUUACUAAGUGAAGUGGUUAAUGGCUUUAAUAAUACAAAUCCUAAACCUGUAAUAGAUAAUUUAUCGUCAAAUAAUCUUGAUAACACUAAGUCUAGUCCUUUGAGGUCUGAAUUUCCAAAAGACCUAAAAAAUAAGCCCAAGGUAGCUAAUAUCAGAAAUAAGGUUUUAAUACCGAGAAAAACUCGUGAUAAAAUUAAAAAGAAGAAACUUAGAAUAUACAAAAGUACAGAUAUUGAUGAUGAGACAGCUGCGUUUUUAGUUGAGAUGAAAAACGAAAUAAACGAAGAAAUGAGAAUGCAUUGGAGAAACCUCAAUAACGAUAGAGAAUCGGAAAUUAAAAAAGUCGACGAUCUUAUCAGCCCGGCCCGUCAAUCUGAACUGAUCACUACACACGAUCCAAAAGACGAGAGCAUACCAAAAUUAUCACCCAAUAGAGAACAACCAUAUAAUAAAAGUUUUAGCGACAGCGAAAUGCCUUUGUUGACAAAUGAAGAGGAUGUGAAGCCGAAACUCCUAAUAAACGUUAGAAGGUUAAACGAUUUGAGUGAUAUAAUCCCAAAAGAAAAAUCGACGAAAAAAUCUAAAUGGAAACCCUUUGAAGGUAGGCGUAAACGAAGAAAAAAUAAGAAAACAAACUUUCGCGUAAAGUUAAACCCCGUUCGUUUAAAACUAAAAAAUAAUCUUACUAGUGGGCCCAAAGAAGAAACAAAGAUUGAGGACGUUGAUUUAUUGUUCGACAUAAAAAAUAUAUUGGAAGAUAACGAAAUGAUGAAAGACAUGCCAGCAGAAAAUGACAUUUUGGACGGUAUUAACUUUACGCAUUCGGAACUAGCGAGUUCAUCGUCCAGUUUGAUGCACGAUAAUUCGGGAACUAGCAUUUGUUCGCCUGUGAUAAACAAAGAAUACUCAAAAAUGUUGAAUGAUGUCCUUAAAUUUUCCUCACAUCCCUCAACCAACACCGACAACUUCAAUAAAGUCAUGGGAAUCCAAAAGAAUGGAGAAUCGAAUAAAUUUGAGUGCUUAGCACCUAAAGAUUUUGAUGUUGAAAACAAUCAGGGCUCCUUGGUUAACGAAUUGGACAAACCUUUAAAAUCAGUGCUACCAAAAUCGCGUAAACACACCAGUGUGAAAAGUAAGUGUGCCUCAGAGAAAAAAAUAUAUACAAAUUGUAUUUUGUAUAACAAUAAAAUCAUAGAUGUUAAAUCGGAAUACAACAUAAACUAUUCAAAGACUAAUAUACAACCUGUGGUGCUUUUAAAUAAAUUAGAGCACAAGGACAUGCUGGUAAAAAACAUUUUAAAUCAAGAUCUUAGUGAAGCUAUUGAACAAUUUCUGAAUAUGUCGUUGUAAAAUGUAAAAAGUAAGUACAAAAUAAAAAUAAUUUAAGAAAUUUAUUAUUUUUGCAUACUUAGCUAAAUACACCAUGUUAAAUAUUUUAUUUAUUUUUUACUUUUUUAUAAAAUACAUUCUUGCUGAGUUGUUGCCGAAUAUUCUAGAUUUUUAUGUUUUCAUAUACAUGGUGUUACAUCAUACAGGUUUGAAAAAAUGUAAUGGUGGAUUCCUUAGUAAAAAACAAAAUGCAGGAUUUUUUGGUAUAUUUGAAACCUUUUUUGAAUCUAAUAUUUUUUACUAAUAAUUUCACUCUUUUAUUUUUUCCAAAACUGUUACAUCCUACAAAUAAAAUGCGUGAUAAAUGAGAUUGAAUACAAACGGGGUGUUGCAGUUUGUUACAACAUCUUACUGCAUUUUUCAUAUAAAUUAAAAAAAAACUAUUUUUACAAAUUCCUGCAUAAUUUGUGUAUGUGAUAUGUGUUAAUUUAGGUUUUAUAAAUGAGUUUAU